UUGUCAGAUUUACCAUAAAACAGAGUAGAAUAGUGAACGACUUCGUUUUUUGAAGAAUUAAUGGUUUUAGACAUUUUGUAUGUUUGCUAGAAAUAUUACGAAAUAGAAAACACAGAGUUUAUGUUAGAAGUGAUAUACGCAUAAUAUUUAUGUUAUUUGAAAGAUUGUUCCCGAAAUAUGAUGUCUCAGACUAUAAAUAAUAACGAAGCUUACACAGAUGUGGUGGAGUUGUGUGCCCUUCUGCAAUGCUUGGGCUUCAGCGUCAAAUCCCUUGACACCAGUGACGGGAAUGUGAGCCAAGAUGGCGCUGUCCGAAGCGUUGUUAUUAAUUGCCAGUCGUCAGGUCUUCACGUGGUGUUGGAGAGUCCCAGCCUGUCCUGUUCAUGUCCGACUACCAACCAUCAGAACAUCGGCGUCUGGCAGGUUUCGGGUGUUACUGGCGGGAAACAGCUGGACAAAGAGUUUGGUUGCUCAUUACUGGGUUCGUUACCAAAAAGCCACCGCGAAAGACUAGCGAAAGAGCUUCAUGAGAUGAUAAGAUGCAUCAAGGAACAUAAUGAGUCGGAUUCUGAACACCCUAAGGAGGCUAUAGCUAAUAAGUCCGCUAGCAUGAUUGAACUGAAAACUCCUGAUAAGAGUGAUUUUAAAAUAAAGUCAGACACACCAACGAGAUACAGGUCCUUGGAUACUCUCACAGCGGCCAGGAGGGACCCGCAGCUACCUGCUCCAGGACCACUACAAAAACUUGAUCUCGCUGACGCUUCUACUGAAGAAGGGAAAGACAAAAAACAGAUCAUGUGUCGAAGACAGAGUACCUACACCUUGUCUUCAACACCGGGCAGCGUUAGGAUACGCAACAAGACAUCAAGCCCUAUACAUGCCACUCAGAGCACGCUCCUAGAAAGUCUGUUCGCAGCUGAGAAAGCAGCCGAAGAGCUGCACAGCAAGCUCACGUAUGUGAUAAGAGAGUUUGUGGAAGACGGGAAACACGAUUCCUCUAUAUCUUCACUGACGCUGGACGUCUCCAAGAUUUCAUUAUUAAAGUGUUCCGAAGCUACAAAAGCUCAAUUUUCAUCAAGUCCGAAUCUAUCUGGUCUUGGUAAUACCCGGGAAGAUCUUACUAAGAGCAGGCUAAAGAGAUUCGAGAGUGCUUCUACAUCAAACCUAGGCCCAAAAUCUUCAAGUAAAGACAACAAACUGGCCUCAAAGUUGCGUCGAAUCUCGCCGAAUAUAUUUAAAAUCAAGAAAGAAGGUUCGAGUGUCAAAGCAGAAAAACCAAAACCGCAAGAUGCGAAAAGUAAACUCAACAUUUUAUUCAAACCGAAAAUCGUGACUCCUGUUCGUACCCCAAGAUCAAACGCGGAAGCAAGCCCAAAUCUGAGUUCGUCCAGAAAGAAGUUUAGUCACGUCAAGUCAACUAUUCCGAGGCCUGCCUCAAAGAAAGAAUAACUAAGAAAAUGAAGAGAGAUAUAUACAAAAAUACACCUGUUUAAUAUAGAUAAGUACUAACUAGAUAGCGGGCAGUGAUACAAUAAAUUAAUAAUUAAAAUA
Molecule: messenger RNA, 1551 nt
Organism: Trichoplusia ni (cabbage looper)
Lineage: Eukaryota; Metazoa; Arthropoda; Insecta; Lepidoptera; Noctuidae
Exons: 9
Coding region: 178-1449 (423 amino acids)
Source: RefSeq, a predicted model, not a curated record